UGUGCCAGUCUAGCGUACUUCCUUCCCAUCGUCUUCCACUUUACCAGACAUGUCAGACGCAAAGUAUUUUCAGAGAGGUAAAAUACAGGAACUUCGAGCAGAGCUCAAUUCCGACAAGCGAGAUCCAAAGCAUACCAAGAAGAAGACAGUGAUGAAGAAGAUUGUCGCCAAUAUGACUAUGGGAAACGACAUGUCGCCUCUCUUUCCCGAUAUUAUCAAUGUUAUGAACGUACCAAUACUCGAAAUUAAGAAAAUGGUCUACCUCUACCUCAUCAACUAUGCGAGAAGCAAGCCAGACAUGGCCAUGAUGGCCAUAGCCAUGUUCAUAAAGGACGUGGAAGACCCAAACCCUUUAAUUCGAGCCCUCGCCAUUAGAACCAUGGGAUAUAUUCAAGUUGAAAAGAUUAUCGACUGCCUAGUUGACCCUUUGAGUCACUGUUUAAGAGAUCAGGACCCUUAUGUCCGAAAGACGGCUGCCAUCUGCGUUGCGAAACUAUAUAUGUAUGAUAGAGGGCUUGUUGAAAGCGAACGGUUCAUCGAGAAGCUACGAGACCUCUUGAAUGACCCCAACCCCACGGUUGUGGCAAACGCAGUUGCUGCUCUCACAGAAAUAUCAGAGCGCUCAGAGGAUAUUCAAUUGAGUCUCAACUUCUCUGUCGCCAGCAAACUUGUCACCGCUCUAAAUGAAUGCUCAGAGUGGGGUCAAACAUAUAUCCUUGAGGCCCUCCUUUACUAUGUACCUCAAGAGCCUGGCAAUGCAGAGAUGCUGGCCGAGCGUAUCACUCCUCGAUUGCAACAUGCCAAUUCAGCCGUCGUGUUGACUGCAGUCAAGGUCAUCGUGUACCUCAUGAAUUACAUGGAAAAAGAAGAAGACAUCGCUAAUCUGUGCCGAAAACUGAGCCCGCCUCUGGUCACCUUACUUUCGGCUGGACCUGAAGUUCAAUAUGUCGCAUUGCGUAACAUACUUCUUAUCAUCCAGAAACGACCAGAUGUGCUCAAGAACGACAUGAAAGUCUUCUUCUGCAAGUACAACGACCCAAUUUACGUCAAGCUUGCUAAACUUGAGAUCAUGUUCUGUCUUGCCCAUGCUGGCAAUGUAGACCAGGUUCUCAGCGAACUGAAAGAGUAUGCUGCUGAGGUGGAUGUCGAUUUUGUUCGGAAAGCAGUGCGAUCCAUUGGACGACUCGCUGUUAAGAUUGAGAGCGGCGCUCAGAGAUGCAUUGCAGCUUUGAUCGAGUUGAUCGAGACUAAGGUUAACUAUGUUGUGCAGGAGGCUAUUGUUGUUAUCAAGGAUAUUUUCCGUAAAUAUCCAAAUCAAUACGAGAGUAUCAUUGGUACUCUUUGCGAAAACUUGGACAAUUUGGAUGAACCAGAAGCCAAGGCUGCCAUGGUUUGGAUCAUCGGACAAUACGCUGAUAGAAUUGAAAACGCUGAUGUUUUGCUUGACGACUUUUUGUAUACCUUCCUGGAGGAACCUGUUGAGGUUCAACUGGCGCUUUUGACGGCAACUGUCAAGCUGUUUAUUAAGCGACCCACUGCUGGCCAAGAGCUUGUUCCUAAAGUGCUCAAAUGGGCAACGGAAGAGGUUGAUAAUCCAGAUUUACGCGAUCGUGGUUACGUAUACUGGAGACUGCUUUCAACUGACCCUGCAGCGGCGAAGGCCGUUGUGUUGUCAGAGAAACCUCAAAUUUCAACAGAGACAGAUAACAUGGAACCCGCUUUGCUUGAUGAGCUAUUAUUACAUGUAGCCAGUCUUGCAUCCAUUUACCACAAGUCGCCCUCCACCUUCCUUAACAACUACAAACCAAGAUAUUUGAUGCCAAGCCCUGUCCUCCGUCGCACACGUCCCGCUACCUUCGAACCAUCUGUGACCUCUCCUACCGCCCACCACGAACAAGAACAAAAAGAAGCUGCUGCUGCAAACAGAUUGUCUUUCAAUGGCUAUGAUAUGUCUGGCUUCCAGACGGGAAAUCCCUACGCAACCGAUGUGGUUAGCCGUCCAGAGAUGCGACAAUCGCAAGUCACUGGUGGCGUGGACCUCCUGUUGGACCUGUAAUGUGACAAAACCAACCGAUGCCCUCCACCGCCGCCCCAUAUAUACCGCCUCGCUAAUAAGGUCCACGUAACUGGCGGGGGAGGAAUACCUCGGGUUUGAUAGCCAACUUAGAACUUGGAUACUUAAUUUUUUUUUUUCUGUGUGUGCAUUAUAU
Molecule: messenger RNA, 2210 nt
Organism: Umbelopsis ramanniana AG
Lineage: Eukaryota; Fungi; Mucoromycota; Umbelopsidomycetes; Umbelopsidales; Umbelopsidaceae
Exons: 11
Coding region: 50-2056 (668 amino acids)
Biological process (GO): vesicle-mediated transport; intracellular protein transport
Cellular component (GO): membrane coat
Molecular function (GO): clathrin binding
Source: RefSeq, a predicted model, not a curated record